UUUUGAGGGUUUGAAGUGGGGGUUUUGGGUGGAUAAGGGUUUAGUGAGGGAUUGGGAGAAGCUGGGGUGUAAGGAAGGGGUGGAAUUGGGAGAUUUGGAGACACUGUGGGGUUAUAGUUAGUGUUUGAGUGGAAUGGAGGUUUUCCUCAGAAAUUUUUGAAAAUCCAUAUUAACACAAUAGUAUAUGUUUGAUAAAUACCCUCUCCAGCUAAUUUUUAUGCUAUCUUAAAGCUUUAUAGCUUUAAAUGCUGACUAAAUUUGAUCAAAUGCUAAGUCAGGUUUAUAUUUUUUAAAGAGAUCUUGCUUACCCAAAAUUUUGGGUUUUUUAGGCAUCCUCUUUUAGAUUUGUAGCCAUUUAUUUGUAAAUGUUUUAUAAUUGCUAAACAAGUUAUUAUAUGUCUUAUGUUUUAUGGGUGCAGAUUAUCAAUAUAAAAAAGGAGAAGAGCUCAAAGUUAGAAUAGAUUACUCUCUCCUAAAAGAUAGUAAAUCAUUGAUUACCAGAGAUAAAUCUGAUGACUCGAAAUUUCUCUCUUCAAAUGAAUUUAUUGAUCCUCUUUAAGCCUGAUAAAUGUCCCAAAAUAUACAAAAAUAGUUUUCUUGUUUCAUUUUUCAUAAGUAACUAAUAAUUUAGCCUAGAGAUGUCUCUUUUGAUACAAACCAGAGAGUUCGAUUAUAAAAUCUGCAAAGAUGCAUAUGAAGAUACUCAUUAUUAUGAAGCAUGUGCGAAGCCAUUGGUCUAUGGUUUUGAACAACAUUGUGAUAAAUUCAGAUUAUUUUUCAACAAAUCUCAAGAUAUGAAUUUUUUAAGGAAGCUAAAGUCAAUAAAGCUGUUCGAUACAAAUGCUGUAGUUUUAGAUAAAACCUCAGAUGAAAAUAAGAAUAUCACGAAGUUCUUAAAUUCUUCAUUUCCUAGCAAGACAAAUGAAUUUUCAUUUGUAGGAGAAUAUAAAAAUAUCAUAAAGUUCUCUAAAUGCUGGAAUUCAUUUAGCAGAAUUAACUCGAGAAUUAUAAAGAAGGUGUUCUUCAGCAGAUUGGUAAUAAAUGAGCUUCAAUUAAAGAAACUGAUGGUCUCUUCAAGACAUGUUCUGGCUAUCAGACUGGUUUCUUGCAAGCUCUCAAUCAAAAACAUCAUUGAUUUUUCAAAAGUACUCAAAGGAACAAAAAUUCAAAAGAUAGACCUCUCCCGUUGAGGACAGAAAUCAAACAACGACUGGAAAACCAACCCUGAACAAUUCUCAACUCUAAUCCAUUCCCUAGGCACUUCUGACGACCUAAAACUCACCCUCUCAACUCUCUGUCUGAACUUCUGUGAAAUUCCUGCUUCAGAAGCCUACAGAAUCCUGAAACUCCAUAACCUCUCUUGCACUAAAGUUAUAUGCUAG
Messenger RNA from Moneuplotes crassus, 1382 nucleotides. The record is from the annotation of a GenBank genome assembly. NCBI's taxonomy places the organism in Eukaryota, Ciliophora, Spirotrichea, Euplotida, Euplotidae.